Messenger RNA from Mastomys coucha (southern multimammate mouse), 1127 nucleotides. RefSeq names its product COMM domain containing 6 (gene Commd6). Bases 255 to 518 code for a protein of 87 amino acids. Lineage: Eukaryota; Metazoa; Chordata; Mammalia; Rodentia; Muridae. The transcript has 4 exons. The record is from RefSeq and is a predicted model, not a curated record. Gene Ontology annotation, molecular function: NF-kappaB binding.
AGCUUACUUCUUGCCCUUACGGUGGGGUAGCCGACAUCCUGGAUGUCUCGAGUCCUCCACCAGAUUUCCUGCACAUCUUUGGCCUUUCUCCCCACAGCACUUUCCCUCUCUCCCAGUAUCUCCUAAAACUGAUGUUUAAAUUGAGACAAAAUUAGAGUUACAUAGAAAUCGAUCUCCCUCUACCGCGCCGAGUGGGCGGGACCUCGGUCCGGAAGCGGAAGUGCUGGCCGGAGCCUGCCAUUUCCACUGUAGCCAUGGAGGAGUCUCCGCUCAGGGAGCCCGUGCUGGACGCCAAGUCGGAGGUCACCGGUCAGCUUCUAGAUUUUCAGUGGAAACUGGGCAUGGCUGUGAGCUCAGACAGCUGCAGAUCUCUCAAGUAUCCUUAUGUGACAGUGAUGCUAAAGGUGGCAGAUCAUUCCGGCCAAGUAAACAGCAAGUCCAUCGAAAUGACAAUUCCACAGUUUCAGAACUUCUACAGACAGUUCAAGGAAAUGGCCGCUGUGAUUGAGACUGUGUGAGAACUCAUGCAUGAUUCUCAAGUAAUGGACUCUUCCUUCGAAAAGAGAGCUGCCUGUGGAUCACAGCACGUCUAUACAGAGACGAUCGUGCUGCUCGGGCUGGAGAGAUGGCUUGGAGAUUAAAGAGCACUGACUGCUCUUCCAGAGGUCCCAGCACCCACAUGGAAGCUCACAACUGUCUGAAACUCCAGUUCCAGGGGACCCAACACACAUGCAGGCAAAACACCAAUGAUACAGAAUAAAAAUAAUGAAUUAAAAAAGAAUUUCACUUCUAAUUUUUAAAAACAAAUUUUUUUUAAAAAAAUCAGAUAAACACAUAUAUUUUAGUGGUGACCAGUACUUAGCCUAGUCAGUGAGCUAAAAGUGACUGUGUUGACUACUAAUGUGUGUAGAUUAUGAGUAAUUAUAUCAUAAACAGGUGAGUAGUGAUGCUGUUAAUUGCAAUACAGUUUUGUGUAUUAGAAGGAAAUUUUCAAAUCUUACUGAUAGCAGAUCUAACUUAAUAAAUCUUGUCUGGAAUUUAUAUGAAGCUAAGAAAGUAAUAAUCGAUUAAAACUGCUUCACAAAUUCAGUUUUAUGAUAUGCCUCAUGAAAUUAUUAAAGAAAUUA